AAGAAAGCAAGGAGUUCCUCAACUCAACUUUGUUUUGCAUCUCUGCGCUUGCACCUCCGCAAGAAAACCAAAAGCAAUGGACGCACCAGCAGCCGCCGGCUCCAGGGGACCCCCCAAGUUCAAGCAGAGGGCGGCCCGCGUCUUCAAGAGCAAGGCCCCCAAGCCUGGACAGAAGGGAUUCGGUGAUGAUAUCCCCGGGAUGGAGGGACUUGGAACAGACUUCACGGUGGUCUGCCCAUGGGAGGCCUUUGGAGACAUGGAGCUGAGCGACCUGGCUAAAUACGGAAUUGUGUAGUGACCCGCCCCCAGCCUGCCCUCCCUUCCUUUCUUCACCUGCUGCCCUGCCCGACCUGAUCUGACCCCUCCCCUUGGAGUGUUCACCCUGCUGGCGCCAUGACAACAUCCCUUUGGAAAACACCCGAUGUGGAAUCAUAGGUGACGAGGAGAAGAUAAACCAGCUACAAUACCAGCUAAAGCAUCAUAACUGGACUGUUUGCACUACCUUGAGGGUUACCUCAAAAUGUUUUGCACUAUCACGGGAAUAGUGGAUCCCCACCCCAUCCCCCUCGUUUCUCUUACCCCUGCCUCUUGUCUCUACCCUUCCCAGCCAUGAAAAUUCAGAUGUUUUAUUUAUAUACAGAGUUUUA
This is a messenger RNA of Engraulis encrasicolus (European anchovy), 647 nucleotides long. Its product is annotated as retinal cone rhodopsin-sensitive cGMP 3',5'-cyclic phosphodiesterase subunit gamma-like. The transcript has 4 exons. Gene Ontology annotation, biological process: positive regulation of G protein-coupled receptor signaling pathway; visual perception; positive regulation of epidermal growth factor receptor signaling pathway. The record is from RefSeq and is a predicted model, not a curated record. Bases 77 to 295 code for a protein of 72 amino acids. NCBI's taxonomy places the organism in Eukaryota, Metazoa, Chordata, Actinopteri, Clupeiformes, Engraulidae. Gene Ontology annotation, cellular component: photoreceptor outer segment membrane. Gene Ontology annotation, molecular function: 3',5'-cyclic-nucleotide phosphodiesterase activity; cGMP binding.